AGGAAACUCUCUAGACCACCUACGCCCUAAAGGGCUGGUGGGACUACAAGGCGUCAGCCCGGGAGGAGAGAGGAGUCAUCACAGUCGUGGCGACCAAGAGGAUGAACGGCAAGGAGCUUCACGAGCGUUUCCUCCCGACGCUCGCCGACAAGAUCAUGGACAGGUAUGGCACGCACAUCGCAAACAUUGACAAGGAGGAGAGAGCAUUGCUCUUGCGGGUCAAGAACACCAUGAAGAAACGGGAGGUGGAGGAGCAGAUGAAAGCCUUCCUGACGACGGAGGGUGCUAGGACCAUGCUGACGCAGUGCGAGUCCGAAGCCAGCCUCCUGCGCAUCGCCGACGCGGCCUACUUCAAGAUCUCCAAGAUGAUGAAGGACCGCUCCGUCUGGCCACCGCCGGCCGGCCAUGAGCUCACCACCCACAAGCCUUUGGACCACCAGCACCCGGACUUUUCGAUGCAGACCAAGGCGGGCUACGUGUUCCUCCGGGGCACGCUCAAGCAUGAUGAGGAGAUGGUGGUGCAGCUCCGGAAGAACAUCCAGAUUGGCGGGUACAUCUUGGCGGGAUCGGAGGUCAAGGAGCACGUGCUCAAGCAGCUCGAGAAGCAGACGUACCCCUUCGACGUCGACAUCAAGCUCGUCGAGAACGAGGAGGCGAUCGAGAAGUCCAUGACCUUCAAGGAGAAGAGGGACAUGGAGAAGGCGGCCCGGGCGCGGGCCUGACCGGCCCGGCAGCUAGCGGCAACCACAUCCCCAGCACACGCGGGCAACCCCCGGCACAACGCAGCACGCAAUGUCCGGAGAGAUGGAGAUGAUAUUUUCCAGCCCUGUCGCCGAGCUCCGUUUCCUACAGCGGCGGCCUUGCCAUUUUCUCCUUCCCCCCCGCCGUGCGGCGAGGGUGGCUGGAGGGGGCGCUGGGAGACGGCGAUCAGGAAAAAUCGCG
Messenger RNA from Prorocentrum cordatum, 942 nucleotides. Lineage: Eukaryota; Dinophyceae; Prorocentrales; Prorocentraceae. The record is from the annotation of a GenBank genome assembly.